Acanthamoeba castellanii str. Neff is the source of this 4914-nucleotide messenger RNA. RefSeq names its product phosphoinositide 3kinase family, accessory domain (pik domain) domain containing protein. The record is from RefSeq and is a predicted model, not a curated record. Gene Ontology annotation, biological process: phosphatidylinositol-3-phosphate biosynthetic process; cell migration; phosphatidylinositol-mediated signaling. NCBI's taxonomy places the organism in Eukaryota, Discosea, Longamoebia, Acanthamoebidae. Bases 1 to 4914 code for a protein of 1637 amino acids. The transcript is spliced from 28 exons. Gene Ontology annotation, molecular function: 1-phosphatidylinositol-4-phosphate 3-kinase activity; 1-phosphatidylinositol-3-kinase activity. Gene Ontology annotation, cellular component: plasma membrane; cytoplasm; phosphatidylinositol 3-kinase complex.
AUGGCCCACACGGUUCGCAUCAAGGAUCACAUCCUCAGCGAGGAUCCGACCAUUGGGCAGACCCAGUCGCGACAGUAUCGCCUCAAGAUUGUCGACACCGGCGAUGUGAUCAAGGCCGGCAGCGAGCGCCUGUCGCAGUGCCUGUCUCCAAAGCUCCUCAACCAGCAGUCGGAGAUCACCGUAUGCUUCCUCAAGCGCGUUUCCACCAUGGACGCCCUGCGAGCCUCCACGAUGCGGGAGCGGCCCCGGGUGAUGACGAGCGCAGCGGAGACGGUGCCCCCGCCCAAGGAGCGCAAGGGGAUAUUCAAGAAGAGGCAUCCCACGCUGAUGGGCGGGAGCACGGCUUCGCCGACCUCGCCGACUUCUUCGCUGCAUCAGUCCUCCGUCCAGCUCGGCAGCCACAACAACAACACCUCCACCACCAAUAACAUCAACAACACUACCACCGGCAGCGGAAGCGGUCAGACGAGGAGUGAAGACCGCAGGGAUACGCUGGUCAAGAGCACCUCAGCGCUGGUCAUGGGCUCGGCCGCCGGCUCUCCUCGACAGCCCCUCCGCGCUCGGCCCACCGAGCACUCCUGGGGCUCGGCCAAACGGAGAUCGAACGGGUGCUCGAACAUCAUGCUGGGCGCGCAGAAGUGGCAGGCCGCGGCGCCGGCGGUGCCGGCAGAGAAUAAGGGACACUCGUUCCUGCGGGAAAGCUCGGCGGGCCGCAUGGCUGCACCAACUGUUGCCGCCAGCUCUGGGACGAGCGGCGGCGAGGGAGCUCAGCGUGUUGGUGCGCCCAGGGAGCUGGUGGUGGAGGAGGACAAGACCGGGAGUGGCAGCGAGCCGCUCGACAGCGAAGACGACGCGUCGGUCAGGUCGCAGUGCCUGAGCGAGAGCAAGGAGAGCGACGAGGAGGCCACCAGCAGCGCGGCGGCUGAGUCGGAGAUUAUUGAUUUCAGCGAACGGGAGAGCGGCACAGAAACCACCGACAGAAGCGAGGCAGGCAGCGACAGCGAUGUCGAGGAUCUGUUCAACUACGACUACGAGAACGAGGACAUGGCUGAGUCCGCCGAGGAGGAGGCCCAGCUCGAUGAGGCCGAGGCUGAGGCCGACGGCGCCUUCGAAAGCGAUGAGUCGGGCGACGGCGGCGCCUCGCCCGAUCUCAGCAGGCGGCGGUCCCUGGGAUCCGCAAGGCUGAGCAAGCCCCCGACGGCGCGGUCGCCCAGCGUGGGGCGGAUAGCGCGGCGGUCCAACAGCAUCGUGGGGCGCGGGGAGGCUGGGGCCGACCGCGAGAAGCUGCUGCAGACAUCGGCGACCUCUCUGUCGGCCUCGCACGCCGCCGCCAAGACCGCGACCGACCGGCCGGUCAUGCGCCGCCGACAGACCACCCACACGCAGUUCAAGAUCAAGCACGCAGCCACGCUGCGCGAGUUCCAGUCGAAGCCCAAGACCGUGCCCCUGCGGCUGCGCUACGACGGACAGGAAGUGCUGUUGCACUUCUCGGCCACGGACACCGUCGAAGCGUUCAUCGGACUCGCUGUAAAUACGAUCAAGGGUGCGGUGAUGUCGGCGACUGCGCUGGAGUUGGUGAUGGAGAACGAGCAGGUCCUGAAUCCCACCGAUAUGUUGGCCAGGCACCCCUACAUCGCCGAAGCGGUGGAGAACAAGGGACUGAGCGAGGGAGUGCGACGGACAGGCUCAAUCGCCGACCUCCUCUUCGCGAGAAGGAAGGACCCUGGCACGGCGGAAAAGAAAUGGGACUACGAGUUGAGGGUCAUCAUGCCGGACGGGAGCACGCGCAUGGUGCAGUGCAUGUACAGGGACACGCCCAAGAACCUCAAGGAGGCCCUGCAGGACCCCGACAAGCCGCUGCUGCACCUCAAGAACGUCGGCUUCCGCCUACCCGACGGCAACAAGGACGGCAUCUGCCUGAGCGACGACCUCGCACUGGCCAAGCUGGCACAGAUCAGCCAGUGCCUGUUCAACAACGAGGUGCCCACGGUGCUGUUUGUCGAGCGCGAUCGCGAGGCCGUGAAGCAGGACGACAUGCGACGGCUGGAGAUCGGGAGCCUGGUGGGCAAGCCGCUGUGCUGGGCGCAGGAGCAGGACGAAGUCACCGUGUUCCGCGAGAGCGCGUGUCGCCAGCGCUACCUGGAGCGGCAGGAGCGGCUGCGCAGCAUCGAAGCCGGCGGCGUGCCCAUCCAACGCUCAGAAGUCGAGGGACCGGUGCAACUGCCGCCGAUCUUCAUCGCCCCGCCCCUGUUCGCGGACCCUGCUGGCGUCAAGAAGGGGUUUGCUGUGAAAGGUGAUAUGACGGCCACGGCGCUGCUGGAGGAGGCGCAUCGAAAGAUGAUCGCGCGCAAGCUGCCGGACACGUCGGCCCAGGACUUCAUAUUGCAGGUGGCGGGCACGAAGGACUACAUCGACGGCCCCUACCCCGUGCACUCCUUCAAGUACCUGCGCCAGUGCCUCACCACCAACGAACGGCCCAACAUGGUGAUGAUAGAGCGGAAGUGCGUGGCCAUGGAGAAGCCUCUGCCGGCCGAAGACCCCAUGGACGCCGAGGAGCUGGUGGACCCCACCUUCCGACACGACCACAAGCUGCUGAGCAUGGAGUCGAGGCCGUGGCACGAGCUCUCCUGCUUCUCCCUGUGGGACAUGAACAGGGCGUUCCGGGUGCGCAUCGUGGGCGUGGAGAAGAUCAACCCCAACACCACCUCCUUCCAGAAGGCAUCGGGCAAGACCGACAUCACCGAAGCCAAUUUGGGCCUGUUCGUCACCGUUGGCUGUUACCACGGCGGCGCGCUCAUCAGUCCGCUCGUCAGAACCAACGUGCAACAGUGCUCGCGCAACCCGCGGUGGUUCGAGUGGGUCAACUUCGAGAUCCCCACGUGCAACAUCCCGCACGCCGCCCGGCUGUGCUUCACUCUCUGGGCCGCGCGCACUUCUCCGUUUAAGGAGAUUCCGCUGGGUUGGGUCGCGUGUCAGCUGUUCGACUACAAGAACGAGCUGAAGACGGGCCUGAUGACCCUCAACCUGUGGCACAACGAGGAGGCCAACCCGAUCGGCACCUGCGGGUCCAACACGUCGGCGGAGAUGCCCCUCUUUGUCGAGUUCGACCAGUACGCCCUGCCGGUGGUUUUCCCCACCGAACCGCUCUUCACCGACCGCGUGCCUCCGUCCUACUUUGCCUCCGCCUCCGGCGGCGUGGCCUCGCCCUUCCGCAAGUCUUGCGAAGUCAGCCCGCGCAGCCCCCGAUGGUCAUCUCCAGCCAAAUCGUCGCCGAUGGCGAAGAAGCGGCUGGUCGACGACGCCGCGGUGCCGGAGUCGAUACCGGCCAAGAUCGACCGGAUACUGAGCCAGGACCCACUCUACCUGCUCAAGCCCGACGAAAAGAUGCUGCUGUGGGACCACCGGUACCACCUGCUCUCCAAGCCCAAGGCCCUGCCCAAGUUCCUGCUCUCCAUCACCUACCAGGACCGAUACCAAGUGCAAGAGAUGCACCACCUGCUCGCCAAGUGGCCGCACUUCCCCAACCCGGUGGACGCGCUCGAGCUGCUGGACGCCAAGUUCGCCGACGCUGCGGUGCGGCAGUACGCCGUCGAGUGCCUCGACGAGCUCUCCAACGAACAGCUCGGCGACUACCUGCUCCAGCUCGUUCAGGUGCUCAAGUACGAGCUCUACCACGACAGCGCCCUGUCGCGAUUCCUCCUGCGGCGCGCCCUGCGGAGCAAGGAGCUGGGCCACAUGCUCUACUGGUACCUCAAGUCGGAGGUGCACGUGCCCACGAUCGCCGAGCGCUACGAGCUCCUGCUCGAGGCCUACCUCCGCGGCUGCGGCUCGCACCGGGCCGAGCUCAAGAAGCAAGAGGACGUCCACAAAGAGAUGGCGCGCAUAGCGUACCGGAUCAAGGAAAUUAAGGAGGCGGAAAAGAAGAAGGAGACGCUGCAGGAGGAGCUGAAGCGGUUCGGCGAGCGGCUCGAGAAGACGCCCGCGCUGACGCCCUUCCAGCUGCCGCUCGACUACAAGCGGCAGGCCAAGGGGGUCCUCAUCCACAAGUGCAAGUACAUGGACUCCAAAAAGAAACCGCUGUGGCUGGUGUGGGAGAAUGCGGACGCGACGCAGCCGCCGAUCUACACGAUCUUCAAGGCCGGCGAUGACCUGCGGCAGGACAUGCUGACCCUCCAGAUGCUCAGGAUCAUGGACAAGUUGUGGAAGUCGGAGGGGCUGGACCUCAAGUUGUCGCCCUACGGCUGCGUGUCGACGGGGCACGAGCUGGGCAUGAUCGAAGUCGUCACCCAGUCCGAAACCACCGCCAACAUCUCCUCCGCGGCGGCGGGAGUGAAGGGAGCGUUUGCGGUGGACCCAAUAGCGAACUGGCUGGCGGCCAAGAACAAGAACGGCAAAUACCGGCGGGCCGUGGAGAACUUCAUCUCCUCGUGCGCCGGGUACUGCGUGGCCACCUACGUGCUGGGCAUCGGCGAUCGACACAACGACAACAUCAUGCUCAACGAGUCCGGGCUGCUCUUCCAUAUCGAUUUUGGGCACUUCUUGGGAAACUACAAGAAGAAGCUGGGGAUCAAGAGGGAAAAGGCGCCGUUCGUGCUCACGCCCGACUUUGCGUACGUGAUGGGCGGCCGCGACUCGAAGGACUUCAAGACCUUCUGCGACAAGUGCUGCAAGGGCUACAACAUCCUGCGAAAGCACUCCAACAUGUUCAUCAACCUUUUUUGUAUGAUGUUGUCGACCGGCAUUCCAGAGCUGACGUCGCCCAACGACAUCCAGUACCUGCGCACGGCCCUCUGCCUGUCGCUGACCGAUGAGGAGGCGGCCGAGGAGUUCCAGAAGCUCAUCUACGAGAGCCUCGACACCAAGACCACCCAGUGGAACAACCUGGCCCACAUGAUCGUACACCGGAAGAAGUGA